This is a messenger RNA of Brassicogethes aeneus, 787 nucleotides long. The record is from the annotation of a GenBank genome assembly. Lineage: Eukaryota; Metazoa; Arthropoda; Insecta; Coleoptera; Nitidulidae.
UUGUUUAGACUUAAAAAUAACUUAAAAUUUAACUGUAUACAGAAGUUCUACCAAUUUCAAUAUAAAUGGAACAACCCAACCCUUUACAAGUACACCAAAAACUGCCGAGAUUUUCGGUAGAUAUACUAAGAAUAUGGUUGUCAGAACACGUGCACCAUGCAUUCCCGACUGCAGCUCAAAAACUAACCUUAUCCCAAGAAGCCAAUCUGACAGUUUUACAAGUUGACAACUGGUUUGUUAACGCCCGAAGACGAAUUCUACCGGAGAUGAUCAGCCGAAAAGCAAAAGAUUACGCCGUCUACAGACGCUGUCAACUAGAUGUUGCGAACUCUGGGGAAGUGGAGAAUCUAGAAUUAAAUGUAUUUUUUGGUGAUAAUUAAAACACUUAAUUACUACUUAUUUUCUGAAAUUUUGUUCAUACUUCAGGACGACAAUGUUUUAAAGUAAAAAUUAAACGACUAGUUUUGUAGGGAUAGCACAGUUUAUUCUAAGAAUGUUUUUUAAACCUUUCAGUGGGAAUAUUCUUAGGAUCAUGCUAUAUUUCUUCUAGUCAUGUUCUAAGAAUGUUUUUUAAACCUUCCAGUGAGAAUAUUCUUAGGAUCAUGCUAAAUUUCUUCUAGUCAUGUUCUAAGAAUGUUUUUUAAACCUUUCAGUGAGAAUAUUCUUAGGAUCAUGCUAUAUUUCUUCUAAAGAACAUGCUUAAAAGACAUAUAGCAUGAUCCUAAGAAAAUUCUCACUGGCAUAUAGGCAGGUUCUUAGAAGGUGCAAAGUUUGGUUGGUAAAAAUU